Messenger RNA from Hibiscus syriacus, 750 nucleotides. RefSeq lists its product as uncharacterized. Bases 48 to 734 code for a protein of 228 amino acids. The record is from RefSeq and is a predicted model, not a curated record. NCBI's taxonomy places the organism in Eukaryota, Viridiplantae, Streptophyta, Magnoliopsida, Malvales, Malvaceae. The transcript has 2 exons.
AAAACAAAUAUGGGUAUCAACAAGCUCCUGAAUCUACACACAAUUCCAUGGCGUUUCCAUUUGUUGUGCAACCACAGGAGCCACCGCUUUCCACCAUCAAACUCGUCAACUCCGAUGGGGUCGUCAAGAUCUACGACCGUCCCAUCAAUGUUUCCGACCUCAUGGCCGAGUUCCCUAACCACAUGGUGUGCCGUUCCGAUUCGUUUUACAUCGGCCAGAAGGUCCCUCCUCUCUCCGUCCAUCACCAGCUCCAGCUCGGCCACGACUACUUCCUCCUCCCCAAACGGUUCUUCCAGUCGGUGCUGUCGUUCGUCUCCAUUGCCUCCUUCGCCAACGACGCUCAGUCGAGGAACGCGGUGUUGAAGAAAGCCGCCGCUUGCCAACCUUUCGUUAUCCAGAAGAGUUCGUCGGGGUGUUUGAGGAUACGCGUGUCCGGUGAGUUCAUACGGCAGUUGAUGGAAGAAGGGAGAAUGAAAGAGGAAACAGAAGAGAGAGGCGCCGGUGAGAGUAAUAAUAGAGUGUGCAGCACCCCGCAAUUACAGAAGCAAUACGCGCUGCUGGUGGGCUCGUCGCGCCAUUGGAAGCCGAAACUGGAGACGAUAAAGGAGACGGAGAAGAAGAAGAAGAAGAGGAAGAUUCCGUCGAGUUUUCAGAUGAAAAUUAGAAAGAAGAAAUCGCAGUUGAAGAACAGCAACGUAGAGGGUGGUUCUUCUCAUAGAUCUGAUCUGAUGUAAUUAGUCGUGGCAAUUU